Colletotrichum paranaense is the source of this 267-nucleotide messenger RNA. RefSeq lists its product as uncharacterized. NCBI's taxonomy places the organism in Eukaryota, Fungi, Ascomycota, Sordariomycetes, Glomerellales, Glomerellaceae. Bases 1 to 267 code for a protein of 88 amino acids. The record is from RefSeq and is a predicted model, not a curated record. The transcript has a single exon.
AUGGAUACCCAAGGCACUCCUCCCGCUGCACUGUUGUUUCUCUCUCACUCUCUUCCCUUUCUCUCACUCUUACCGUCCUCCUCUCUUACAUCGCACUCCCUCCCUCUUUCUCCCCGUCUCUCCCACACGCCCUCCCCCCUGCCUCUAAUCCACACUCCUCUUGUACCCCAUCUCUCUCUCUCACUCUCUGUCUCUCUCUCUCACUCUCUCCCCUCUCACUCUUCACACCCCAUACCCUUCUUAGCUCGACCCCCCUGUAUCCUGUGA